Diversispora eburnea is the source of this 681-nucleotide messenger RNA. Lineage: Eukaryota; Fungi; Glomeromycota; Glomeromycetes; Diversisporales; Diversisporaceae. The record is from the annotation of a GenBank genome assembly.
AUGGAUCAUCAGAAAUCUGCAACAUCAUCUGGAAUAAGAGCAAAGAAAUUACAGAGUCCAAUUUUCAUUUAUCACUCAACAAAUAUCAAGAUGUCACUUGUUGAUGAAAUAGGAAGCCAAAGACAUCUCAAAAAGAUGGGAUCUUAUGUGUCAUCUGUGGCAGAUAUAAUAGUAUAUCAACCUAUAUUUUCAUGGGAAAAUAUUAUCAAAAGGUUUAUUGAUGAUGAAGAGUAUAAUCUUUUUAACAAAUGUUUGGAAAUUCCUUUUUUAAUAGAAAGAAUAGAAAAAUAUACUGACAAAACCACGCAACAGUUUCAACUGGACCGUAAUAAUAUUAAACAACACAUAUACUUACAUGCAGAAAUGAACAUAUUGACUAGUAUGGUAAACCAUGAAGAUAAAAAUAGGGUGAUAGGAGUAUCCAAAAGAUGUUGUUACUUGUGUGAACUGUAUAUUGAUUUUGCACAAAAAGAAGGAUAUAAUAUCAUCAUUUCUGGAACACACAAGAAAAUAUAUCAUGGAUGGAAACUUCCAUAUCUAACAGAUAACGACUUCCAACCCAAAUCCCUGAAAUCCAUCAUGGAAAAUCUUGAUCGAAUCAUAGAGAACAAGAUAAAACAUUAUACUAGUAAUUUAUUGGCAGCUUCUGAUAGUUCUGCAGAGAAAAUCGUGAUGAAUUAG